AUGGCCGAAGAACAGGAGCCCAUUAAGCGGGAUGUCCGCAACCAUAUGCUCUUCGAGGUGGCCACCGAGGUGGCCAACCGGGUGGGUGGUAUCUACUCCGUGCUCAAGUCCAAAGCUCCGGUCACCACCGCCGAGUAUGGAGAGCGGUACACACUGAUCGGGCCGCUGAACAAGGCCUCCGCCGCCGUCGAGGUCGAGGAGCUCACUCCCGCCAACCCGGCCAUGCGGGAAACGAUUCAGUCCAUGAAGGAGCGCGGCAUUGAGAUCGUCUACGGUCGCUGGCUCAUUGAGGGAGCCCCGCGCGUGCUCCUGAUCAACACCGGAACAGGCUACAGGUGGUUGGAUGAGUGGAAGGGCGACUUGUGGACCAACUCUGCCAUUCCCUCCCCCGAUGCGGACCAUGAGACUAACGAGGCCAUUGUAUUUGGAUACUUGGUCGCCUGGUUUUUGGGAGAGUACAUUGCCCAUGACCGUCGCCGGGCGGUCAUUGCCCACUUCCAUGAAUGGCUGGCGGGUGUUGCGCUGCCGCUGACCAAGAAGCGACACAUGGACCUGACCACGGUCUUCACCACCCACGCCACCUUGCUGGGUCGGUAUCUCUGUGCGGGCUCGGUGGACUUCUACAACAACCUGCAGUACUUCGAUGUGGACGCCGAGGCCGGAAAGCGUGGAAUCUACCACCGAUACUGCAUCGAGCGUGCCGCGACUCACGCCUGUGAUGUGUUCACCACGGUGUCGCACAUCACCGCAUUCGAGAGCGAGCAUCUGCUCAAGCGCAAGCCCGACGGCGUGCUGCCGAACGGAUUGAAUGUGAAGAAGUUCUCCGCCAUGCACGAGUUCCAGAACCUGCACUCGCAGGCCAAGGAGAAGAUCAACGAUUUCGUGCGCGGACACUUCUACGGACACAAUGACUUUGAUUUGGAUAACACUCUCUACCUCUUCACUGCAGGCCGCUACGAGUUCCGCAACAAGGGUGUCGAUAUGUUCAUUGAAGGGCUGGCCCGUCUGAACCACCGACUCAAGUCGUCGGGAUCGACCAUGACCGUGGUUGCGUUCAUUAUCAUGCCUGCGCAGACUUCGUCAUUGACAGUCGAGUCGCUCAAGGGCCAGGCCGUCGUCAAGUCCCUUCGCGACACCAUCGAGAACAUCGAGAAGGGUAUCGGCAAGCGCAUGUAUGAGCGCUGCCUGUCCUGGAAGGAAGGCGACAACAUGCCCGACGAGAAGGACCUCAUCACCAGCCAGGAUCGCGUGAUGCUGCGUCGCCGUCUCUUCGGCAUGAAGCGCCACGGUCUCCCCCCAAUUGUCACUCACAACAUGCACAAUGACCACGAGGACCCGAUUCUGAACCAGAUCCGUCGUGUGCAGCUGUUCAACCACUCCUCCGACCGUGUCAAGGUCGUCUUCCACCCGGAGUUCCUCAACUCGGCCAACCCGGUGCUGCCUCUGGACUACGAUGACUUUGUCCGCGGCACCCACCUGGGUGUCUUCCCCUCCUACUACGAGCCCUGGGGAUACACCCCAGCGGAAUGUACGGUGAUGGGAGUGCCCAGCAUCACUACCAACUUGUCCGGAUUCGGCUGCUACAUGGAGGAGCUGAUUGAGAACUCCUCCGACUACGGAAUCUACAUCGUGGACCGACGCUCCAAGGGUGUGGAUGACUCCGUCAACCAACUGACGGACUUCAUGUUCAACUUCACGGAGAAGAGUCGUCGCCAGCGGAUCAACCAGCGUAACCGUACAGAACGACUGAGCGAUCUGCUCGAUUGGAAGCGAAUGGGGAUGGAAUACGUCAAAGCGCGCCAGCUCGCGCUGAGGAGAGCCUAUCCCUCCUCAUUCGAGGGCCAGGAAGAUUACUUCGAUAUCAUUGGAGGAACGGAUCAGAAGAUCUCCCGCCCGCUUUCUGUUCCGGGAUCCCCUCGGGAUCGCUCCGGAAUGAUGACCCCCGGCGACUUUGCCUCCCUGCAGGAGGGUCAUGAGGGGUUGAGCACAGAGGAUUAUAUUGCAUGGAAGCUGCCUGAGGAGGAGGAGCCUGAGGAGCACUUCCCACUCACCCUGCGCACCCGCAAGGCCACAGACCGAGCUGCGUCGCCGCUGGACAGCAUAUCGAUCAAUGGCAGUCGUGCUCAGAGUCCGAAAUAG
Penicillium olsonii is the source of this 2139-nucleotide messenger RNA. The record is from the annotation of a GenBank genome assembly. Lineage: Eukaryota; Fungi; Ascomycota; Eurotiomycetes; Eurotiales; Aspergillaceae.